This is a messenger RNA of Mustela erminea (ermine), 2367 nucleotides long. It is a transcript of the gene MLNR, whose product is annotated as motilin receptor. The transcript is spliced from 3 exons. Gene Ontology annotation, cellular component: plasma membrane. The coding region runs from base 199 to 1494 and encodes 431 amino acids. Gene Ontology annotation, molecular function: G protein-coupled peptide receptor activity. NCBI's taxonomy places the organism in Eukaryota, Metazoa, Chordata, Mammalia, Carnivora, Mustelidae. The record is from RefSeq and is a predicted model, not a curated record. Gene Ontology annotation, biological process: G protein-coupled receptor signaling pathway.
CUGCAGAGUCACAUCCCCGCGCGCCGCGCUGCAGAGCUCCCGCAGUGCGGACAGGGGCGCGUGAGCCGCUGCGCGCCCUGGACGCCGGAGGAAGCCCUUGCCGGCAGGGUCCGCACUCGGCCCCCAGUGCCAGCCGGGGGUGCGGCGGAGCGGAGGGGCGCCGAGCGAGUCCUCGCGUCCGCCCGGCGCGGCGCGUCCAUGGGUGGCCCCUGGAACAGCAGCGACGGCGCGGACGGAGUGCUGCUGCCCUGCGACGAGCACCUCUGCUCGCCCUUCCCCCUGGGGGCCCUGGUGCCGGUGACCGCCGUGUGCCUGGGCCUCUUCGCCGUCGGGGUGAGCGGCAAUGUGGUGACGGUGCUGCUGAUCGGGCGCAACCCGGACAUGCGGACCACCACCAACCUGUACCUGGGCAGCAUGGCUGUGUCUGAUCUGCUCAUCCUGCUCGGGCUCCCGUUCGACCUAUACCGCCUCUGGCGCUCGCGGCCCUGGGUGUUCGGGCAGCUGCUCUGCCGCCUCUCGCUCUACGUGGGCGAGGGCUGCACCUACGCCACGCUGCUGCACAUGACGGCGCUCAGCGUCGAGCGCUACCUCGCCAUCUGCCGCCCGCUCCGCGCCCGCGUCCUCGUCACCCGGCGCCGCGUCCGCGCGCUCAUCGCGGCGCUCUGGGCCGUGGCGCUGCUCUCCGCGGGGCCCUUCUUCUUUCUGGUGGGCGUCGAGCAGGACCCUGGCGUCCGCGUGGUCCGGGACCCUAACGGAAGCGCGCCGCUCACGCCGUCGCCCCUCGGGGCCUCACGGGCCCCACCGCCGUCCCCGCCGUCGGGGCAUGAGGCGGCGGCGGCCGCGGCGCUGUUCAGCCGCGAGUGCCGGCCCAGCCCAUCUCAGCUGGGCGCACUGCGCGUCAUGCUGUGGGUCACCACCGCCUACUUCUUCCUGCCCUUUCUGUGCCUCAGCGUCCUCUACGGGCUCAUCGGGCGGGAGCUGUGGAGGAGUCGGGGGCCGCUGCGAGGCCGGGCCGCCUCCGGGCGCGAGAGGGGCCACCGGCAGACCGUCCGCGUCCUGCUGGUGGUGGUUCUGGCAUUUAUAGUUUGCUGGUUGCCUUUCCACGUCGGCAGAAUCAUUUACAUAAAUACAGAAGAUUCUUGGAUGAUGAACUUCUCUCAGUACUUUAACAUUGUUGCUUUGCAACUUUUCUAUCUGAGUGCCUCCAUCAACCCGAUCCUCUACAACCUCAUUUCAAAGAAGUACAGAGCAGCAGCCCGGAACCUGCUGCUGGCCAGACAGUCUAGACAGUCCAGACAGAGAAGUGUGUGCAGAAGCGGGGACACGGAGGGGGACACAGGAGGAGACACCACUGGCUACACAGAGACAAGCGCCAAUGUGCAGACAUCGUCCACUGGCAUGGCCAAACAAGUCGCUUCCUCUCACAAGGCUGGGACUUCAGGGAAAACAGGUAAUUUAACCACCUUCUGUGGAUGUACCCCUCGAGGAUGUUGAUUUCAGCCUUGGGAAAUGCCACAUCACAAACUGUCUCUGGGGAGGUUUUCUAAGCCUUCGUUCUCCUAAGACUUGGGAAACAUGAUUCCUCUUUUUCUGGUUAAUAAGUCGUACAGAGAGAUGCUGCUGUGAAAAUUUUCACUUCUGAGAUCAGGGGUGUGUUUGUAUUUUCAUGUUCUGGAUAUACAUGUAUGGGUGCAUAUACAAGGAACCCAGGAUAAUUAGAGCUUUUAUUCCAGAAAUUAUUUAAGGCAAAAUUUUUUAGAAGCCAGUGAAAGGAAUUCUGGGUAAAGGCCAGCUUCCAGGGGUCCCACCUCACUCCUGGCUGAGAACAAAUCAUAGAAUGAGGGACAGUACCAUCUUUCAGAACUUCAGUGCAUAAGCGUGUUGCAGCCCAGUUGUCCCUGAGUCUGCCCCCCGGGAUCUCCCAGUGCCACGGCUGCCUGGUGGCGGACACCAGCAUGGAAGCCUGAGGGCAGGGAGCAGCAGCAGGACUCGGCUUCCGUACAAAGUGACUACUCAUGACAUUUAUAAAGAUGGCUAUUAUCCCUUAUUUUCCUCAACUCAGUGGGAUACCUGUUGUUAUCAUUCCUGGUUUACAGGUGAUGGAAUCGAGUCUUAGAUGUCCUAGACAGCGACUGGUGGGCCUGAAGCUGAACACCCGCCAGUCUUUAAGAUUUUCAACCUCCUCCCAUCCAGAGACGUGGUACUCACAGCAUCUGUGCAAAGAUGCAAGAGUCAGUGGAUGAAAGGAGUCAGGGUGAAAGAGAAUGUGUCGGACAUUCCAACCAACAGCUCUGUUACUGUUUUGUGUUUUACAGUUUAUUAUUUUUUUUUAAGAUUUUAUUUAUUUAUUUGACAGAGAUCACAAGC